Molecule: messenger RNA, 3397 nt
Organism: Sorghum bicolor (sorghum)
Lineage: Eukaryota; Viridiplantae; Streptophyta; Magnoliopsida; Poales; Poaceae
Product: putative disease resistance RPP13-like protein 3
Exons: 3
Coding region: 134-3085 (983 amino acids)
Biological process (GO): defense response to other organism
Molecular function (GO): ADP binding
Source: RefSeq, a predicted model, not a curated record
CAACGGCUCCUGGCAUCUAUAAGGCACCCCUCCUUGGCCAAUGCUGAGCAUCUUUCUUGCUACAUAUCUAGCUACUUGAAUCACAUAACUAGCAGCAGCUCGAUCUCUGGACUGCUGGUAGGGCAGCUCCAGGAUGGCGGAUGCCAUCCCGCUGUUGGGGAAUCUCCAAGAGGUGGUGGUGAGCGAGGCGAAGGCUUUAGUGGCGGUGAAGGACGACAUCCGUGGCCUCCAGUACCGGCUCAUGUGGUUGCAGGCCUUCUUGCGGCAUGCCAAUCGGCGGCGACGCGACACCUCCGACGAGCUCCUCAGGGAAUUGCUCAAGCAGACCCGUGAUGUGGCCUUCGACGCCGAGGACGCCAUUGACGAUUACUACCUCAAGGUCGACCUUUCUAGGUCUGCAAGUUGGAGCCAGUCCAUUGUUCGGUUUUUCUCUGGAUUCACUGAGCAAGUAAGCAUGCGACACAAUCUGUCAACAAAGAUCGCAGAGAUCAACUUAAGGCUUGAAGAUAUCUUUAACAAUAAGGAGAGAUACAAGAUUGAAGCUGCACCAAAUGACUUUCCAUGGAAACCUUCUACGAACAUCUCCGAGGCAAAAAAAAUGGAUGAUGUCCAACUAUCUCCGAUCAAACAGGAGCAGCUGGAGAAGAAGCUUGAAGACGCAGUUUUCUGUAACAGUAAGAAACGACUUGUUAUAUGUGUGACUGGGGAAGGUGGUGUGGGCAAGGCAACACUAGUCAGAGAACUAUAUGAAAAGCCAACAACCAAGUCAAAGCAGUUUGAACAAGCUUGGGUAAGCUUCCCACCCUAUUUAAGUUCUUCAAGCAUCCUACGGUUAAUCCUUAUGGAAUUGGAGGAAACAGAUGUUUGGUGUCCACGAGCAUACGCAGAAGACAAAUUGAGGAAAAUAUUGGGUUUGAACCGGUUCUUGUUGGUCAUAGAUGGAGAGGUUAGCAAUAGUGAUUGGAAUGACAUCCUUGAUGUGUUACCAGAAGCUUACAACGGUAGUAGGAUUAUUCGUAUCAUGCAAGGUAUCCAUAAGAGGCCACCUGGUAUCGAUGAAUGGAUUGAGCUGGAAUGUUUUAAUAAAGAAAGAACCAGUAGCCUAUUCAAACAAACGGUAUGCAUGGAAGAAGAAAUUGAGGAUGAGCUAAAGGACUUUGAUGUUGUCCUGCAUGGUAUAACCAAAGGCCUUCCUCUUGCCAUUGUUCUUCUGUCUGGCUUUAUACAAACAAAGGAGUAUCCAAAUGAGUGGAAAGCAGUGCUUGAACACCUCGAGUCCAAGAAAUCAAAAAGGCUUGACAGGAUGCUUGCCAUGUGUUUUGACGAUCUCCCACAUGACCUAAAAUCAUGCUUCCUCUACUUUGCUGCAUUGCCUAUGAACACACCCAUUGAGGCUCGUAAAUUGGUAUGUAUGUGGAUGGCAGAGGGGUUUCUCAAACCAAAAGAUGGGAGAACAAUGGAGAAAGUUGGAAGAAUCUAUUUGAAGGAGUUGAUUAUGAGGCAUCUAGUUAAGUUAGUGAAGACGGACAAUGCCGGUGGUGGUGUUGAAUUUGUGGCUGUCCACCAUAAGGUCCAUGCAUUUUUACAGCACGAAGCACAAGAGGCUAACUUUGUGGAUAUUCAUAAUGGUGACGAUAUCCCUUCUUUAGCAACUACUCGUCGCCUCUCUCUACAAAAUUGUACAGAUAAAUAUGCUGCUGAGUUCAGCUCUUUGCCAAAACUACGAUCCAUCUUGUCCAAUUUCCAGCUGGGAGAUGUCGAAGAUGAAGAUGAAGAUGACGAGGAAAGUGAUGAAGAUGACGAGGAAGAUUCAGAAGAGGAAGGAGACAUGGAGGCAGGGCAAAAGGUGGAAGGUGAUGGGGAUGGAGAGGUAGAGGAAGAGGGAGAAGAAGAUGAAAAUAAUGAGAUUGUGUUAUGUGCAGACAAUGAAAACAACAGGGAAGAAGUUGAGGUAUUGCCAUUAUCAAACUUGCUUCAGUGUUGGGUGACAACAAUAUCAGGCUUGCUUCGUUUUUUUGAGGAAUCAUCAGGCUUGCUUCGUUGUUGUGGGAUACAGGACAACCCUCAAGAGAGAACCAAUUUAUACAUAAAAGAAAUAUUGCAAGUAUCCAAGUUUCUUCGUGUCAUUAAUCUAAAAGGCAGCGAGAUCGGUGAGAGCCUGCCGGCAACGAUUGGGAAUGUGGCACACCUGCAGUACCUCGGUGUCACUGCUUGUUCCUUGAGAUAUAUCCCGUCGACAAUUGGAAACCUUAAACAUCUUCAGACAUUGGAUGUUCGAAACACAUAUGUUUACAAACUUCCAGACGCAUUUUGGAGUAUAACGACACUACGGCAUGUAUUUGGUGACGGCCUUUUCUUGCCUAAGCAGGUGGGUGACUUGAAACACCUGCAGACACUUGAAAGCAUAGAUCCUGACUUGGAUAAUGGUUGGGACAGCAAUACUUUUCAGAAAAUGGUUCACCUUCAGUCCCUUCAUGUUUGGGAUUCUGAUUACAAUGGUGUUAAUGCACAGGCUCUAUCUGCUCUUAUUGAUAAAGCUAUUCUCUUGGAACACCUAGACACCCUAACUCUUGAAGUUAGUAACAUCCCACUGGGUGUGUUCACCAGGUCUUCCCUGAGGCGUCUUCGUACAUUAGUAUUAGAAGGCAAGUUGAACAUGGAGAGACUGAAGGUGUCACAGCAAAGAUUUUAUUUCCCCAACCUUAGCUUCCUAUCAUUGGCAAAGACAGAGGUGUCACAGGACUUCAUCAACAAGCUUGGGAAGCUGCCUUCACUCACGACUCUAAUAUUGGAUGAAGACUCCUACAGUGAUGAUCAAAAUCAGCUUAUAUUCCUUUAUGGUGGAUUUAGAAGUCUUACAAAGCUGGUACUUUCUGACGUGUCAAUUUUGAAACUCGAGAUAAAGAAAUAUGCACUUCCAGAACUCACAGAUUUGGUGAUUGUGUGGUACCCUGAAGACAUCGAAAUUAAGGUACAUGGUGAGCGUGAGUUUGUGAAAAAAAUUGAAGAAAAGGAUGAAUACCUUUAUGGUUGUAUCACCCAAGUUCCAAUUGCUCCAAAGAAAAUCGGUCAGCGUCCAGCAUGAAGCAACGCGUGGCUAGCUAAAGAUCACAGGUAAACUAAGACACCAAUAUAUAGUGCUACUUGCUGUUGUUUAGAUUUGCCUGUUUUGUGAAAAUCAUGAGCUCUGUCAUGAGUUUAUUAGUGUGGAUGUGGUGGCAGAUUCACAAGCCUACAUAAUAAUUGCAUGUAUGUUAUGUAUAUAUAUUAUGGAACCUGCAAAAAACAUCUGCACGUACGUGUAUUAUGGUGUGUACUCCUAAUAAAUUGUAAAAUAAGUGAAAGAAAAAACUUGUGGACCAUGGAGGAACAAUUAUUGAAUGCUGAAGGAUGUUUU